Molecule: messenger RNA, 1710 nt
Organism: Westerdykella ornata
Lineage: Eukaryota; Fungi; Ascomycota; Dothideomycetes; Pleosporales; Sporormiaceae
Product: MBOAT-domain-containing protein
Exons: 2
Coding region: 1-1710 (569 amino acids)
Biological process (GO): ergosterol metabolic process
Cellular component (GO): endoplasmic reticulum membrane
Molecular function (GO): ergosterol O-acyltransferase activity
Source: RefSeq, a predicted model, not a curated record
AUGGAAGCACACGAGGCUCAGUCGAAAAGCUUCCAGGUCGUCAUUCAAGACUUGGGGGAACAAGAAGGGCAUACCUUCUCAGUCGAUGACCCAGAGCUCCGCGAAAUCAUCAAAGCCGGUAUUGACCGCGCCGCGGGUAAAGGAUAUGGGAAAGGUCGCAGCCGGUUCCGAGAUCUCGUCUUUACUCGCCAGUUCACAACGUUUGAUCGCCAGAACCCGCGCGGGGCUCAGUCUCCCUUCCACGGCUUCUUCACCUUGUUCUGGCUUGCCAUGGCGCUGUUGCUCGUGAAGAUCGCCGCCUUGAACUGGAAGAAUCAAGGCUCCGUGUUCGGGAGGGCCGAGAUACUCCACUUGAUGAUUGAUCGCGAUUUGUUUGUGCUUCUGGCUACGGAUGGAGCAAUGUGUCUCUCCACCAGUCUUGGCUUCCUUCUCCAGAAGUCUAUCGCCAACGGUUACCUGACCUGGGAUGGCUGGGGUUGGAUCAUCCAGUCAGUCUGGCAGGUACUCUUCACAGCAACCGUUAUCUGGUUCAGCUUCUAUCGAGAGUGGCCCUGGACCCAUACUGUGUUUAUUGUCCUGCAUGUGUUUGUGCUUCUCAUGAAGCAGCAUUCAUAUGGCUUCACCAAUGGCUACUUAUCGCGAGUCUUCCGUCGCAAGAAGCUUUUACAGGAGAAGCUAGGGCAACUGGAAUCGCUCGAGCCGACUAAAAGUUCCUCCCCCUUGCUCUCUCGAACCUCAGCCUCUGGGGCUGACUUGAGAAGAGUUGACACCCCAAGGCACCGUCGCCGCAGCAUGGGUCCCAAAUUUUCGACCGACUUCUCCAGCGAAGGCUCCGAAAUCGCUCUUAUGGCCAACGCCAUCGAAGCCGGCUCCCCGCUGGAUGCAUCCCAAAUCCAAGCCUUCACCCGCGUCAUUGAAACCGAGAUGACCAUCUUGAACGAAGAACUCCGUGGCACGAGUACGUCCCCGCAGAAGGCCUACCCGCACAACCUCACGCUUUCCGAUUUUGUCGACUGGGCAUGUCUCCCAACUCUUGUCUACGAAGUCGAAUAUCCCCGCCAACCAGACAUCAAUUGGUAUUAUGUGGCCGAAAAGUCGGCCGCCACGCUUGGCGUUAUCUGGAUCAUGAUCAUCGUGUCCCAAGCCUACAUCUACCCCGCCGUCAUGGAAGCAGUCCGCCAACGCGACGUACUCGGUGUUCCGCUCGAGACUCGCUGGAGAGAAUUUCCCUGGCUCGUGUCGGAUAUGCUGUUCCCGCUUCUGCUGGAGCAACUCCUCGCGUGGUAUGUCAUUUGGGAGUGCUUGCUCAACGUGCUAGCCGAGGUGACGCGCUUUGCGGAUCGUAGCUUCUACGGCGAAUGGUGGAACAGCACCAGCUGGGAUCAGUAUGCGCGGGAUUGGAAUCGGCCCGUGCAUCAUUUCCUGCUCCGACACGUCUACCAUAGCUCCAUCUCGGCGCUUAGGCUGAGCAGGCUGCAGGCCACCUUCGUCACCUUCCUGCUCAGCGCCGUGGUGCACGAGCUGCUGAUGUUUUGCCUCUUCAAGAAGGUGAGGGGGUACUUGUUUGCGAUGCAGCUGGCGCAGUUGCCGCUGGCGGCGUUGAGUCGAACGAGGUUGCUCAAGGGGAGGGAUACGCUGGGGAACGUCAUCUUCUGGCUUGGCCUGUUUAUUGGGCCAAGUGUGCUAACGGCGUUGUACCUGGUUGUCUAA